Molecule: messenger RNA, 1715 nt
Organism: Aspergillus saccharolyticus JOP 1030-1
Lineage: Eukaryota; Fungi; Ascomycota; Eurotiomycetes; Eurotiales; Aspergillaceae
Exons: 3
Coding region: 96-1715 (539 amino acids)
Source: RefSeq, a predicted model, not a curated record
GCACUCCACAAACAAACCCCAGGACAGCUCAGCGACUACCACUAGCAUUAGUGCUUUCCACCUCUUUCCCACCUUCUUUUGAUUGUCUGAGCUCAAUGGACAACCCUUGCACGACGUCGUCUUCGAGUACACCUAUUCCCGCAUUCGCCGAACCGCUCGCUCCUUACCUCAAAAGUCGCGAGGAGGCCUUCCGUAUCCGCCAAGCCUUGACUGCUUAUGUCCGUUCGCACAUCAUCUUCGCUGAGAACGACCCUGAGAAUCCCGAGCUCUAUGCCAAGUCACACCUGACUCUAUCUGUGCCUGGCGAGGCAGUCUCUGGUGUGGAGCGCAUCCCACCCGAGGUGACUGGACUGCGGAGAGAAUACCUGGAGGCUUUGCAAGCCAACAUCGCUGCGAGAAGGGAGUAUCAGUCAGCUAUAGAGAAGCAGAAAGCAUGCAGGUCGCAACGACGACAGAAAGCGGUCGAAGUGCCUCAAUGCAACCCUUCUCGGGACUUGGGUGAAUACAUCAAUCUCCUACGUGAACGUCGCCGAAAUGCGAAACUCCAAGUAUUCCAACGCUAUCUACAGGAGCUCAAGGAACGAAAUAGAAGAAGAGCUGAGAACUUUGAGGACAGCGUCAAAAGACUUGAAUUGGUAGUACCGCCAGAGUUGCUGGACGACGAAAGUCAAUUAUCGUCCAACACAGGGGAAAAUGUUGAGGAAUUGAUGCACAAAUUGGAGAAGGCAGUGAUACGAGCGAAGACCCAGUUCGACAGGGAAAAAGAGCUAUUGGAAGAAUUGAAGGCACAAAGAAACCUUGACGAGGAUUCUCUGCCCAGCAACAUCACGCCCGCUACCAAAGUACUCGCCCUGCAACGAACGCGUGAUGAACUGGUUCAUUGGGUGGAGGAGAAAUUGGUCAGUGCUGGCAGCCAUGAAGAAAGUGGAUCCAGGCUGGAUCUGGCCCCCGAAGACCUCGAGGAAUCUGCACGCCUAUGUGAGGAGCAGCGAGCGGAGGUAGCACAGCAAUAUGCCGAGUACAUUGAAGCCCGCAAGGCUGCUUUAGACGCAGCUUCCAGGGCAUGUCAACCCAUUGCAGUACCUCCUGUACCCCCCUCAACUCGCCCUACGAGUAUCAUCCCGAAGAAAGAUGUGGCACCAGCGCCGCGGUCUUUGAGUCCAAUGGAGGUACUUUCUUAUACGGAAACAAACCUCUUACCGUUGUCCAAAGGCCAACGCGCGGUUUCCUUACAGAAGUUCUACUUGUCAGGCCUGCUUGAGAAGGAGAAAACCAACACCCUCCGCAUGCUCAAUCGCUUGAGAGACGAAAGUCAUCUUCUUCCCGAAUUCCCGAUUCCCGAUCAACGGCGAUCAAAUCGCGCAGCGGCUCCUGCAUCCUUCCGGCAGGUUGUUAAUGGUCCCGAAGCUCUAAAAAAAGACGAGAUAAUUGCUCUUGCCGAAGCAUGGGCAUUUGCAUCCGACGAAGCCGGAAUGAACGUGCACGAGUAUGUAGAACAGAAGUUGGCAGAAGGAAAUGAGACGAUUCAGGAUGCAAGACAGGCUCUAGAGGCGGUUUGUCGUACGCUCAAUCAAGACGUUGAGAGUACUGAUGGAAAUGGUUCAGAGGGAAGUCAGACAACGGGAGUACGAAUGACUAGAUCUCGAUCUAAAUUAGAGCGGCGUGAAGUACAACCCACAGGAGGCUGGAACGAUUUACGCCUAACGCGCGGCUGA